This is a messenger RNA of Cladocopium goreaui, 912 nucleotides long. The record is from the annotation of a GenBank genome assembly. NCBI's taxonomy places the organism in Eukaryota, Dinophyceae, Suessiales, Symbiodiniaceae.
AGACAGGGAGCAGUAGCUGAAGAGCCAUGGCCGCUUGCACCAUCGCCAACGUGAAGGUCCUUGAAGGCAAGGAGCUUUCCAGAGUGGAUGAUGAUAUCAUUUUCGAGGUGACUCUGGACGUGGCACAGGCACUAGCAGAAGACAUGGUCUUCCGGUGCGUGUACAUACCUUAUGGUUCAGGCUCUGAAAAAGAGUUGGAGUCCAUCGAUGUGGGUGAUGGACCAGGCUUGAGACAGGGCUUGCUGAAAUUUAACUUUGAGUCAGCACCUCCUGCCAAGACAGACCUGGAGGCUAAGAGCGCCGACAGCCAAGAGAGCGGACCAUUGGAAGUCGCUGGCCUCUAUAUUUCUGCUCUGUAUGGAGGAAAAGAGUUCUGCCGAGUUGGCUACUAUGUGCGCUAUGAGUAUGAUCCCGAGCUUCAGGAAAAUCCUCCAGAGACGGUCGACUGGGAUCACGUUCAUCGGGUGCUGAGUGCGCCCCGUGUCACCAAAUUUAUCAUUCCCUGGGAUUCAGAGGACAUGGAUGUGACUGGAGCAGGAGCUCUUCGAUCCACGAUUUCACGUCCGUCAGAAAACGAUGAUGGAGCCGAGGAGAUGCUGCAGUGACAGUGAAGGGCGGCCUUGUCGUUACCGUGUCCACGCUGAGAGCAUUCGAUUCCGGAAUGCCUGGGGCACAGGUGGGCGGACGACACGCAUCGAUCAUCAUCGAUCUGUAGAAUUCUGUAGGGACUUUGGCUUCCAGUGCGUGGGGCUUCAAAGGGAAGAGGGGCAAUCUGUCUUGUUGAUGGUAGUGCGUGCUGAUGAUGCGGCACUUGUAACAUCCGUUUUGAUCAGAUGCUCCAAAGCGCUGCUUGUAAGGGUUCGUCAGACUGCGGGCUAGAAAAGCCUGCUGAAGCGUUGUGACCUUCGAAAA